UCUGCCAUUGUCACGGUGUCUGCUGUGUGUAAACGAGCCCUGUACUGGUUAUACAGUAGUAGAGGACUAUCGGUUUCAUGUGCACACCUGUUGGUCAACAUUUGUCACUGAUUUCUAUGUGGGAAUCCGAGCUUUUCACUUCCAACCUGUGCUGAACUUGUCCUGGACUUGGAGAUGGUGGACGAGAGUCCAACUGUUUCUUUUAAGGGUCUCAUAAGUAAAGUCCUUGAAGAUAACAGGAGCAGAACUGCUCCUCCUCUCUUACUGAAGAAUGGCUCUCAGUUUAAGAAGAACCUGGAAGUUAUUAUAUCCCAGAAGCAGCCACCUGAGUCCAUCUGCUGUUCAAAUGCAGGACAGACUAGACACAAGGUUUGCGUGAAUAAUGUACCUUGUGCUGGCCGAGCACUGAGGAAUGAUUUCUUAUCCAAUGGCCAGGAGAACUGGAAAGCACAUAUUAAACUGGCAAGAAUCAUCAGGAGGACAUAUAUUGGUCUAGAGCUUGUGGAAUGGCUGAUGGAUCGUUGUGAUUUUAUCCAGAACCGGACGAUAGCUUCCAAAAUCUGGAACAUUCUCCUAGACUUGGGCAUUCUACUUUCAGUGGAGCAGAACAAUGUAUUUGAGGACUCCAGGUCUUUGUACCAGUUCACCUUUGAGGAAUGUGAGGCCCAGAGCUGUGAUUUCAGAAAUCAGGUCAACUGGACGAAUGCAGUACAUCUGCUGCUGCAGCUGGUCCCAUACGCGCAGCUCCGCGGUGGGACCCAGAAGCGCUAUAAAGAAGAUGCCCAGAAAACAUCUGAUGUUUGUAAUCCAGUUCUUCAAAUGAGAGCCUUGGAGCAUCUCACUUCAACGGUGCAGAAUGAACUGUUGGCAGCUCUGGCUCGCAAGGCACAGACUAAAUCAGUAAUGGAGGAGAGCAGUCCACAGCACAAUACCAACACCCCAGGAUCCUCUCCCAGUCCUGCUGUGCACAAGCAGGGCCCUGGAGCUGCUACACGCGAUAGAGAGGAUAUCAGUCGAUUGGAGAUGGUCCAGAGACUGGCCAAGGACGGAUGCCGCCUUCUGCACAGCCCGCUCAGAGCUGCCGAAAGGCCUGCUGAGCCCUCCAGUGACGCAGCAGUCCGUGUGUGUGAGAGAGAGCGGAGCCACGAGGUGCUGCUGCCUCAGAGGACGACGUCACCGAGAGCUCCCCCCUCCUGCUCUUCCUCCUCCUCCUCCUGGACCGGGAGGUACACUGCUGUGCCCGCCGCCCCCGAAAAGGUUCUGGAGCAUCUGCUGGGCCACCUGAGGCUGGAUGAGGAGCAGAAGAGCCCAACGAGCAGAGAGACAGAGAAUCUAUUGGAUGACUUCCUGUUGACGUACCCUGUGUUCAUGUCCACCAGUGACCUGUGCCAAGCACUACUCGGUCACUAUUGUUCAAAGAAAGGCCGGAUGAAAGAGGAGGGGAGAGACACUCUGCUUAGGAAACGAAAAGUGCUGCACCUGCUGUCCCAGUGGAGCUCGCUGUGCGCAGACCUGCCACGGGACGACGAGCACGCCAAACUAUUCCUCAAGACUCUGUACAGAUAUGUUCUGGAUGAUCUCUAUGAGUUUCCCUCGCUGGAGAAGGAUCUGAAAGAACUUCAGAAACUUCUACGGAUGCAAAGGAGACACACGAUAGAUGAAUACUCUCCGCAGAGGAAGAAUAAAGCUCUCUUCCACCAGCUGAGUCUGAAGGAGAGCUGGCACCCUGUGAGAGGAGCUCAGAGGGACAGCAAGGACGUGUUGUGUCGUGUGUACAUGACCAUAGACUCAUACGUGAGUGUGAGGACACACAGCGAGGUGUCCGUUCAGGAACUGCUGAACACUGUGGCCGAAAGGCUCGACUGUGCCGAGGACGACAUGGUGCUGAUGGCCGUCACAUAUCCUGGAGAGAAGGUUCUGCUUCAGUCGGAUCAGUGUGUGUUCUCGUCUUCACUCGGUGCCACUGAGCGGCUGCACGUCUGCAGAAGAGACCUGACUGAGAUCAUGAGUCCCUUCACUGAUAACGGGCCGCAGCGCUCAGUAAAGAUGCUGAGCAUGAACACGUGGGAUGUAGCCGUGUCGCUCACCAACUGUGACUGGAGUCUCUUUAGUAAUGUCCAUGAGCAAGAGCUGGUAUACUUUACUCUGAGCCGUGACACGAGCACUGGCCACACGGUGGCGCUGGAGCAGAUGUUGCAGCGCUGCAAUGAGACCCAGCAGUGGGUGAUGACCGAAGCGCUCCUGUGCCCGACCCUCUGCAAACGUGUGCAGCUCUUCAAGAAAUUCAUCAAGAUCGCAGCACACUGUAAAGCACAGAGGAACUUGAACUCAUUCUUUGCUAUUAUUAUGGGACUGAACAGUCCCGCUGUCAGUCGACUCACUCAGACAUGGGAGAAAGUCCCUGGGAAGUUCAGGAAGCUGUUCUCUGAGCUGGAGAGUCUGACGGAUCCUUCUUUAAAUCACAAAGCCUACAGAGAUGCCUUCAGGAAGAUGAAGUCUCCCAAGAUCCCUUUCCUACCUCUGCUCCUGAAAGAUAUUACCUUCAUUCAUGAGGGCAACAAAACAUUUCUCGACAACCUAGUCAACUUUGACAAACUACACAUGAUUGCAGACACCGUGCGGAUUAUCAGGCAGUGUCGGACAGAUCACAUGGGAAACAUGUUGUCCCAGAAGGACAGCGUUGAAGUGAGAACGUACAUCAAUUACCUGCACAUCAUCGACAAUCAACAGACUCUGUUUGAGCUCUCACACAGACUUGAGCCCAGGACAUAAAACAAUUCAAUAUACCCCAAAACCACUACUGAAGACUGGACGGUGUCCUUCCUCUAACGCAAGACUGUGACGAGGACGUCCUCCACUAGGGGGAAACACAAUCACGCCAACCACACAGAACAGAUGCAGAGUAUGGCACAGUGAAAGAAAUCUCAGCCAGUUCAGCCCACCAUAUGAAAGGAACGAAGAAGCUGAAUCAUGCAAGACUGAACAGUUAUUCUUUAAGUUACAGUACAGAAAGAUCAUGUUGGGAAUUCCGAUAUCUCCAUAAAGCACAUUUUUCACUCAGUAGUAUAGGGCAGAUUUUAGUUACUUUUAGCCACUGCAAAAUAUGUAGCUUCACUAAUAAAUAAGAGCAUAUACAUAUAUGAGAAGUUAAUAGGCACAGCUAUAUUUCUGUGUAGUCCAGUUAGUCUGAAUUUUGAGCUAAAUGGACAAAUAACAAAACAAUGUGAUGCCUUUUUAGAUCAAGGCCAUCAAACAAUUUGUAGACAAUCAGAAAGAUAUCCCAAUCACCCUGUAUUUUAGGUGCAGAAUUGCUAGCAGAAGUUUAGAUUAAAGCGACAUUUAGUUGAACUUGCAUAAACUGUAAGGACAUUUAAAAAGUUAUGCAUAUCUUUGAGGAAAAAAAAAAACGAUAUCUGUGUAAUUAAGCAGACUGUCAUAGAAAUAAUUGGGUUUUAAUGUAUUUUCCUAUGCAUUUUAUUGGAAAAGCCCUGCUUAAAAUAACUAAGCCAUGGUCCUGUAAUGCUUAUAUGAGAUAGUGCUUGAAGAAAGCAAAUGUAUAGAUUUCUUGUAUAAGUUGUACUUUGCAUUGUGAGACAAUGAGAUAUUUAUUGAACUACAAACUUGUCCCCGAUUCAGAAGGGAAGACAAAACAAGUUUUAAAUACAAAGAAAGAUGUAAUGUACUGUAAAUGUGAUCAGAUGGUCUGAAGGAUUUGGCUACGCCAUUGAUUGACCAGUCUGAUAAUGCCUGUGACGUUCACAUGUGAACUCUGUAAAUACGAAGACUUUGUUUUUAAGAAAUAAUGAUAAACAGGCCAUAAAGCAAUAGCAAGGUGUACAUCUCACCUUCAGAAAAAAAUUGUUAGCAGUGACUGACUGUAGCUGCUGUUUGCACUAGUUUUCUUCACAAAGAGCCUGACAUUAAAAAAACAAACAAAUGA
Carassius auratus (goldfish) is the source of this 3940-nucleotide messenger RNA. RefSeq names its product Rap guanine nucleotide exchange factor (GEF) 5b (gene rapgef5b). Gene Ontology annotation, biological process: Ras protein signal transduction. Gene Ontology annotation, cellular component: plasma membrane. The coding region runs from base 175 to 2772 and encodes 865 amino acids. Lineage: Eukaryota; Metazoa; Chordata; Actinopteri; Cypriniformes; Cyprinidae. Gene Ontology annotation, molecular function: guanyl-nucleotide exchange factor activity. The transcript is spliced from 26 exons. The record is from RefSeq and is a predicted model, not a curated record.